GGUUGGCCAUUUCAACUCGGAUCGUUUCCCAUUCUCCGGACCGCUGCCUCUGUCUCUCUCUCUUCCUCUCCCGUCGAUUAAAGUGACUUUUGAUCGGAUUUCUGUUCUAGGGAAAGCUCGCGUUCUCGAAAAUCUCAGCGAAGAGGGCUAAAUAAGCAAGGAGCAGUUCCUUCGAUUUGUCAUCAUGAAUCAAGAGUAUGAUUAUCUUUUUAAGCUUUUGCUUAUUGGAGACUCUGGUGUUGGCAAAUCAUGCCUUCUCCUAAGAUUUGCAGAUGAUUCAUACUUGGAGAGUUAUAUCAGUACCAUUGGAGUUGAUUUUAAAAUACGCACUGUUGAGCAAGACGGGAAGACCAUUAAGCUUCAAAUUUGGGACACAGCUGGGCAAGAACGGUUCAGAACAAUCACCAGCAGCUACUAUCGUGGUGCCCAUGGGAUCAUCGUGGUUUAUGAUGUGACAGACCAGGAGAGCUUCAAUAACGUGAAGCAAUGGCUGAAUGAAAUUGAUCGCUAUGCCAGUGAUAACGUAAACAAGCUUCUUGUUGGAAACAAAUGUGAUCUUACUGCGAAAAAAGUUGUAUCGUACGAGACUGCAAAGAGUUUUGCUGAUGAGAUUGGAAUACCAUUCAUGGAGACAAGUGCCAAGGAUGCUACUAAUGUUGAGCAGGCUUUCAUGGCCAUGACUGCAGAUAUUUGGAACAGGAUGGCGAGUCAGCCGGCAAUGAACAACGCAAGACCUCCAACUGUUCAAAUCCGUGGACAACCCGUCAAUCAGAACUCCAGCUGCUGUUCUUCAUAAGUUUACCGCACCUCCUUUGCUUAUUGGUUUGUAAACUCCAGUCGUCAGUUUUAUAUUGAAUUUUGAUGGUUAACGCAUCUACUUACUGAUCUUAGUCUCAUUAGACCCUGUUCUACCAUAUUAUUCUUU
This is a messenger RNA of Phalaenopsis equestris, 925 nucleotides long. Its product is annotated as GTP-binding protein YPTM2. The record is from RefSeq and is a predicted model, not a curated record. Gene Ontology annotation, molecular function: GTP binding; GTPase activity. Lineage: Eukaryota; Viridiplantae; Streptophyta; Magnoliopsida; Asparagales; Orchidaceae. The coding region runs from base 185 to 796 and encodes 203 amino acids. The transcript is spliced from 8 exons.